CUGUAUGCUACCCGAACCCAUUCUUUUUAUCACGUAUUAUACAUAUUAUCACAAGCAUCACAAGCAUCACAACACAAGUAUCACAAGCAUUGUAAGAUGUACCAGGCCAUUAUCUCUUACUGUGACCCACUUCACAUGUCAUUGAUGGAUACAUUCCUUGUAUCCAGGUAUCAAAAGCAACCAAAGUCAAAACCGAGUGGUAGCUUUGGCUGACGAGUUGCCAACUGUCGCUGCAAACAACUGGAUCCCCGAGUUGCUGAUCAGCGAUCAGGCUGAAAAUUGAAACCGCCGGUUUCUAUCAAACGCAAAAAACUUUUUCUCUUCCGCUGAGUCAAGGGUGGUAACAGCCAGCCAAGCGAGUUGCCGGGAAUGAUGCAAUAGUGCAGCAUCGUGUGGUUAGACAUUCCAUACCUACAUACCUACGUUCACAUAUUCAUACAUCCAUACAUCCAUAUAUCCAUCUAAUCCAACUUAAUCCAACCCACAGACAUACUAAGUUUGAAUCAAGCCGGCCGUUUACGGGCUUACAACCUUACAACCUUACAACCUUACAAUCUUACCUCCCUACCCGAAUAUUUCCAUUCCUAGCUGCCGGCACCAUAGCCAACAGUAUUUACCGUCUCGAAUAAUUUCUUCCCUGACGCAAUCGUUUCACAUCUACCUACUCAUCAACCCCUUUUCACCCCCUCCGUAGCCCUCUAUCACAUCUCAGUCGAAAUCCAACUCUUCAUCAACAUGGCAACUCCAACCAACCAGCAGACCUUCACUCUAAACAACGGAGUGAAGAUUCCCGCAAUCGGUUUUGGUACUUUCGCAAAUGAAGGCGCCAAGGGUGAGACAUACAAGGCAGUUACCGCUGCAUUAGAAGUCGGCUAUCGACAUCUGGACUGCGCCUGGUUCUACAAGAACGAGGCCGAAGUCGGCGAGGCUCUUCGUGACUUUCUCGCAAAGAACAAGUCCGUGAAGCGUGAAGACAUAUUCAUCUGCACUAAGGUGUGGCAGCAUCUUCACGAGCCGGAUGAGGUCAAGUGGUCGCUGGAGAACUCGCUUCAAAACUUCGGCCUCGACUACGUUGAUCUGUUCCUCGUCCACUGGCCUAUUGCUGCCGAGCGUGAUGACAAGUACAUGCCUAAGAUUGGCGCCGACGGCAAGUACAUCAUCAAGAAGGAGCUCACUGAGAACCCAGAGCCGACGUGGCGUGCCAUGGAGGAGCUGUAUGAAGCCAAAAAGGCUCGCGCCAUCGGUGUGUCCAAUUGGACAAUCCCCGGCCUCAAGAAGCUGCUGCAGCUCGCCAAGGUCAAGCCGGCAGUCAACCAGAUUGAAAUCCACCCUUUCCUGCCCAGCCAGGAGCUGGUUGAGUUCUGCCAGCAAAAUGAUAUUUUACCUGCCGCCUUCUCCCCCCUAGGCUCGCAGGAUCAAGUACCGAACACAGGCGAGAAGGUGCGCACUAACAAGACCUUGAUCGAGGUCGCCGACCGCAGCGGCUACACGCUGGCACAGGUCCUACUCGCGUGGGGCGUCCGCCGCGGCUACGUUGUGCUUCCCAAGAGCUCGACGCCCUCGCGCAUCGAAAGCAACUUCCAAGUCCCGCAAUUGGCGGAUGCCGACUUCGAGGCUGUUAAUAGCGUUGCUAAGGACCGUCACACCCGCUUCGUCAACAUGAAGGACACGUUUGGCUAUGACGUCUGGGCCGACGAGGCGAAAUAAAGUAGUAUAGCUAGGUUAACUAGCCAGCUAGCUAGCGUCUCUGUCGCGUAGCAGCGGACCAUUCGAUUCGUCGGUCCGACUGCAUUUUC
Daldinia decipiens is the source of this 1796-nucleotide messenger RNA. RefSeq names its product Aldo/keto reductase. NCBI's taxonomy places the organism in Eukaryota, Fungi, Ascomycota, Sordariomycetes, Xylariales, Hypoxylaceae. The transcript has a single exon. Bases 736 to 1707 code for a protein of 323 amino acids. Gene Ontology annotation, molecular function: aldose reductase (NADPH) activity. Gene Ontology annotation, cellular component: cytosol. The record is from RefSeq and is a predicted model, not a curated record.